GAGCUUUGUAUCAUUCCUCAACUACUAGUCAAGAUGGAGAGCCGUAUCGAUAACGCAAAAGCUGCAAGUUGAAGCAAAUCUCCAGCAACUUUUUCCAGUAUUCUUGUCUCUUUGUUCUUCAUCGGUCUGACAUAUGGAUCCUACCGUAACUGAAGUUUGUAUUACAACCGUAUUCUCGACAUGUUCAGUGAUGUGAAACGAACUUGGCUAGUGUUUGCUCUGCCGUGUAAGAAAAGACAGUUUUUAAAACAACUAGAAUGAAUGAUAAUAGAAAGCCAAGAAAAUGUCAAGUUAUCCUUCUCGACGAGCGAAGACUAGAAUUUUCCAUACAGCCGAAGCUUAUGGCUUGCGAUCUGUUGGACAUGGUUGCUUCUCAGUUUAAUCUUCACGAAAAAGAAUACUUUGGAUUGUCAUACACAGAUGAAAGUAACAACCAGAAUUGGUUGAGAAUGGACAAGAGAGUGAUUGACCAUGAUCUUCCCAGAUACCAAGAACCCCUACUUUUGAACUUCUCUGUUAGGUUUUUUGUUCCAAAUAUUCUUAUAUUGAAAGAACCGAUAGCUGUGGAGCUGUUUUUUAUGCAAGCAAAAAUUCUAAUAUUUAAGGGCACUGUACAAUCAGAUAGUGAAACUGUAUUUGAAUUAGCAGGAUAUGCAUUGCAGGCUGCUUAUGGAGAUUUUACCAAUGAAGAAAAUGCUAAGAAAGAUAUCAAGAAGAUUCCUAUACUACCUACUAGAACAUUAAAAGAACACCCUUCAAUAUCGUACUGUGAGGAGAAAGUGUUAUCAUAUUACAAGAACUCUGCUGGUCAGAGUAGAGGUGAAACUGUAGUAAGGUAUUUGUGUAUAUUUCAAAGUCUGCCAACAUAUGGGGUUCAUUAUUAUGAAGUAAAGGAUAAAUCCAGUAUCCCUUGGUGGCUAGGGUUUAGUCCGAAAGGAAUCGCUGUAUAUGAUCACAAUGAUAAAAUCAAACCAAGAAAGCUUUUCCAGUGGAAUCAGAUUGAAAAUAUAUACUUCAGAGAUAGAAAAGUUUCUUUGGAAAUCAGGGACUCGUACAGGUAUGAGUCAAUCCAGUUUAGGAGUAGGAGUUCAUCUGUUGGCCGUAAAAGCCACAGCCCCAGUAAUAUGAUGGUGCAUAGCUGGUAUGCUUGUACUGCAGUUGCAGCUAAGACAAUGUGGACUAUGGCAAUAAGCCAACAUCAAUUCUAUUUGGACAAGAAAAAAGAUGAGACAACCGCAGCAGCAACUCGUACUCUACGUGAUGUAGCAAGAGAAGUAACUGCUUCAGCAAUGUCUGUCCGUUCCUCACUAGUAUCAGAAGUCAGUGAUAGCACUAGUAGUGAUUACUCUCAAAGCCUGUCGACUUUAGAUGGAGAGGACAGCGAAUCUACUUCAUCCAAAGCAGCAGAAAUGAGAGAGAUGGCUACAGCACUCACAGCAAGAAAGGAAGCUCUGAUGGACAAAUUAAAACAAAAGACUGAAGAAUUGCAGCAGCUUUGUAUUCAAGAAGCGGGUCUAACUGGUAAAUAUCCAGACGAUACGCCCUACAUUGUUGGUAAAACUCUUCCUCCAAUACGAAAACGAGUUGGCACAGCAUUUGAGUUUUCAGAUCGUGUGGUCAGCGGAGAUCAUGAUGGGAUUGAAGAGAUCGAAAAGCAACAAAUGCAAAUAGAAAUUCAAUCAAAGAUAACUACAGCGGCAAAGAAUCUAUCAGAGGACCAAAAUGUCAGCAAAAAUGUCAGGAAAACAAGAAAAAUUACCUACCAAAAAUCUCUGAAAAAGUUACGAGAAAUGGAAGAUCAUUUAACUCGACUUAAACGAGAAUACUUGAUAAUGGACGACGAUGAGGAUGAUGAAGAUGAAGAUGCAUCAUCUGACAGCUUGGUCAAUGGCGAACCAUACUACCCUCAUCCUUAUAUGUCACCGAGCUCAAUACGAAGAUAUCGCGCUGGUCCCACGGGUCAGCUGAUACGAAAAACGAGCACCACUUCGGACAUCAUUCGGCAUGACCCUGAAUAUGCGUUAAUAAAUGGUGCCUUUCACGGCUCGUACCCCCGUCUUAAGUGUCCUCCAAGUCCUUCCUCGCAUUCUUACCAAGGGUUCUUUGAUUCACCAAAUCGUUCGGAGUCACGAUCACCUCGUCGAUUUUUGGACAGUUCUCGACAAGGACCUGCCUUUCAGUACUCGGACAGUGAUACUAGGAGUGAUUCAUCGACAAAACACUCAUCGAUUAGCUCUAGUUAUACAAACUCAGAAGAUUUCAUAGAUGGGAUAGAUACUCUCCGGGUACAAGAUCCCGGGGAACAUAGCCCGUCCUAUAAACCAAUGGCUUCGUCGUGGGAUAAUCACCUGGACGAUAGAGUUUCCCGUUCUCCGAGUCCCUAUUCGCCUAAUUCCCGGUAUGGCCACAGCUCGGAGAGUUUAUGUAGUGACAAUUAUUCACCGUAUAGUCCGUCUGGUAAAAGAUCGUUUUCAUUUGGAAGCGCAUUGUUAAGACCACCUCAGAGGUACUCGCGGGCGAACAAAUACAUCAAUACUAGCGAUGUUGCAAUUGUUAGUAACACAGGCAAUUCUGGCAGUUAUUCAUUGGGUCAGUAUGAUCACAUGGCCAGGUCAGGCCCUAAUCUAGCGGACAGGACUUCAUACGGGUCAUCUAAUUUGUUACUCCCCAUUGAUAAACGAAUCAGGAUGGGGUCGUCUUCGAAUUCAUCGAUGCCUUACUUGUCGAACAAUUUAUUGCAAAAUGGUAACCCAUCGUCGAUGCCUUCGUUUUAUGAAGACCAUACUUUGCAGUGGAACAACGAUGAUGAACAGCAGGCUACUUUGGUAUAGUUAUUGAAAUAAUUCACCGUCUUGGUCUGAAUUUUAUGAACGCCAGCUCUUAAACUGAAACAUGGGAGAAUCACCGCAAGCAGAAGUAUUUUAGUAAUGAAGCUAUUAAUCGUCUUAACAGUUCUUUUUAACACAAGCUACAUUAAUUUAGUAAAAGAAUUKUCAACCACGUUUUAUUGACAACAUCACAGUUUAAGGAGAAAAAGGAACAAGGUUCGUUUGUUUUGUAAUGUAAUCCAAAAUCCCAUUGGUAAAGUAUCCGUUUUAUCGCACCUGUACAUGUAUGUACACGGAUUAGCGACCAGAUCGGCAAGUCAAAAGCUUCCAUGUUUGCAAUAAUGUUCUCGUAAGUUGUAUCAAUAGGCAAUGUGCAACGAUAGCAUUUUCUCAUGUGGCGGUUAAUGUAGCCUUCGCGAUUUGUUUUCGUUGCUGUGAAAUAAGCACAAAAGGGAAUAUUGUAGCGAACAUCUCCCAUCAUGCUCUGCUGUACAAAGAUGCGGCGAUGCACAUUGCCUACUGUGUUUUUGUUGAUUUUAACAAUUAAUUUUCUCCUUACAAUUAAACCGCAUUGCAUUCUGACUUAGAACCGUCGUUGGCAUAAUUAGAAAUUGAGUUUGAUCAUAAAGUUAUAAUUUCCUUGUUAAAUAUUCUUAACAAGAUGAUUUUGUAUAUUUGAAUAUAUAUUAUAGUUAUUUAGUUUAUUCAAAAAAUAAGCACCGAAGUAAAUGAAAUAUUCUUUCAUAGUUCAAAUUCACGAGAUUAUUACAACACCUUUUUAUAUCGCAUUAUUGACGACAUUAAUUGAAUUUUCAAUGUGACACUAACUUAAUCCGUGAAAUCAAUGAUACAAUUGGCCGUCGUUUUUCUUUUACUGAUUUCCAUCUUUUUUCUUGGGUUUAGUGUUUAAAGUUGCAACUGUGACUCGCGGACAACCAUUGCUUCUUAGAAUUAUUAUAUGAUGUGUAAAAUGCGUAUGCGCAAGGAAAUUCGCUUAGGCAAAGAAUGCCGCAGUAUUUUUAAAGCUUCUGAAGCUAAAUAUAGCGGAAAAAACUAUUACGGCAUAGGAAAAUGCGUGGUUUUCAUCACUUGCUUAGUAGAAAAAAACYAUGAAGAAGUAURGAGUAUAAUCUUGUGGUUAUACUCAUUACAUGCUAAUGUCUCRAACAUGGCUUGCCAUGCUUGUUUUUCAAAUACGCUGGUAWAAAAACAYACUUUUAGUGCGUCACAGUUUUUCAUAGUUGUGAGAAUUUGACUGGUGCUYUACACUGUAUUUUGUCUUUUUAUUGACGUCGCAUGCAAAUUCAUUAUAGUCAAAUCAAUUGGGAUAACUUGGCGAAAAAGAGGGAGAAGAUUUCCCGGUUCUCUUAACAAUCUAGCUCAACAUUUUAUUUGUAUUUUUAUAUUUGUUGAAAUAUUGACGGAAAAUAAUAAAAAUGGAGCAAGAACACGAGAAAUAUUAUUGUCAAAAUGUAAAUUUUUAAAAGGAAUAAUGAGACGUCUUGUCUCGACUACGCAUGCUCACAAUGCUCCGUUCAAAAGCAGUACAGUGUAAACCACCGGUUUUUCAUUAUAUUCAGAGUACUUUCACGAUAUUGCGUAUUUCUAUUGAAAUAGUAAUAGGAUAUUACAGUUUAUUUGUAAAUACAUUUUGUAUUAUUAAACUACAUUGUUAUAGGAUACACAUAUAUUUUAACGUAUUUAUUAUUUUGAAUAUGUAAGUAUUAGAGUUCGUAACACUUGUAAGUACAUCGCAUGAAGUAAAAACAGCUUUUUAAAAUG
Molecule: messenger RNA, 4610 nt
Organism: Exaiptasia diaphana
Lineage: Eukaryota; Metazoa; Cnidaria; Anthozoa; Actiniaria; Aiptasiidae
Product: FERM domain-containing protein 4A
Exons: 19
Coding region: 258-2831 (857 amino acids)
Biological process (GO): establishment of epithelial cell polarity
Cellular component (GO): cytoskeleton
Molecular function (GO): cytoskeletal protein binding
Source: RefSeq, a predicted model, not a curated record